Diversispora eburnea is the source of this 171-nucleotide messenger RNA. NCBI's taxonomy places the organism in Eukaryota, Fungi, Glomeromycota, Glomeromycetes, Diversisporales, Diversisporaceae. The record is from the annotation of a GenBank genome assembly.
AUGACUAAGUAUCAAGUUAACGAAAGAGUUAAAUACAGACUUAAUAGUGACCCUCAAGUAAAAGAAGGUAUCAUCACUGCCAUUAUAAGCGAAAAGAAAUACAGUAUUAGCGACGAUACCAAUUCUAAACAAAACACUCAUGUCGUUGUCGAGGAGAAUAUCGUUGGCAAG